GCAAAACCAAACCAAACCAAACCAGCAGCUUUGCCGUGGUUUUCCUUUCCUCCGGCCGCCGGCGCCCCUCCAUCCCCUCCCCUCCCCUCCCCUGUUUCUCCCUCCCGCAACCCAAGCCAAACAUCGUCAUCUCCUUCCUCCCUUGGCUUCCUCCUCCUCCUCCUCCUCCUCACCAAGACCAAGAACAAGAACAAGAAGCGCCAACUAACCAACCAAGAACCAACGCCGGGAGAGGCCGCCGCCCAAUCCACCCAGCGCCAACGCCAACGCCAACGCCAACGCUGGGAAGAAGGAGGGAGGGGAAAUCGAGGGGAGGAGGAGAUGCGAAUCUCCUUUUCUCUUCCCUUCUUCUUGUUGUUGUUGCUGCUUCUUGGAUGGAUCGGCCCCUAAUGCCGCCCCGAUUCGAUCCACCACCUCCGCCGGCGUCCUCCUCCCCCGCUGGACCUGGACUGGAUGCAGCGGCCUCCUCCUCCCCCGCUGGACCUGGACUCGAUGCAGCGGCAGAUGCCUUCCUUUAGUCACGAGGACGGUGAAUCAACCAAUUGCUUGCCAUCAACAUCAACAUCCACCUCCACUGCUCUCUGCUCAAUGUGGUCUGAAUGAAUGAAUGCUAUGGUAAUGGUAAUGGUAAUGGUAGCACCAAGAGCAAGAGCAAUGCCGUGCUGGCUCCUCAUGUCACUGCUGCUGCUGCUGCUGCUGCCUCUGUCCUGGGCGGCCGAUUUCAGCCACUGUGGCGGCUGCGAUGACGACGGCGACGAUGGCCUGUGGAGCACGGACAACAUCCUGCAGUGCCAGAAAGUGAGCGACUUCCUCAUCGCCACCGCCUACUUCUCCAUCCCGCUUGAGCUGCUCUACUUCACCACCUGCUCCGACCUCUUCCCCCUCAAAUGGAUCGUCCUGCAGUUCGGCGCAUUCAUCGUCCUCUGCGGCCUCACCCACCUCAUCAACGUCUUCACCUACGACCCACACUCCUUUCACCUCGUCCUCGCCCUAACCGUCGCCAAGUUCCUCACCGCCCUCGUCUCCUUCGCCACCGCCAUCACCCUGCUCACAUUGAUACCCCAGCUGCUCAGGGUCAAGGUCAGGGAGAACUUCCUCAGGAUCAAGGCACGCGAGCUGGACCAGGAGGUGGGCAAGAUGAAGAGGCAGGAGGAGGCCAGCUGGCACGUGCGUAUGCUCACCCAGGAGAUACGCAAGUCGCUCGACAGGCACACCAUCCUCUACACCACCAUGGUCGAGCUCUCCAAGACGCUGCACCUACAGAAUUGUGCCGUGUGGAUGCCGAAUCAGGGCAGGACCGACAUGAUCCUCACGCAUCAUCUCAGGGAAAGGGAGAUCACCGAGUCGCACAGCGGCUCCAUUCCCAUCGGUGACCCGGACGUGGUCGACAUAAAGGCCACGAGGGGCGCAAAGGUCCUCGGGGAAGGCUCUGCGCUCGGGACCGCUAGCAGGUGCAAUCCUGAGGCAGGGGCCGCCGUCGCGGCGAUACGGAUGCCGAUGCUAAGGGUGUCCAAUUUCAAAGGCGGCACCCCGGAGAUGAUGGAGACAAGCUAUGCUAUUCUGGUCUUGGUCUUACCCGAGGAUGGUUCCCUAGGGUGGGGUGAGCAGGAGCUCGAGAUUGUCGAAGUGAUCGCCGAUCAAGUGGCGGUCGCGCUCUCGCAUGCUGCCGUUCUAGAGGAGUCUCAGCUGAUGCGAGACAAACUUGCUCAGCAGCACAGGGACUUGCUGCAGGCAAAGCAUGAGGCUGUGAUGGCAACCGAAGCCAGGAAUUCGUUUCAGAGCGCCAUGUACGACGGGAUGCGCAGGCCGAUGCACUCUGUCCUCGGGCUCGUCUCGAUGAUGCAGCAGGAAAGCAUGAACCCCGAGCAGAGGCUCGUCAUGGACGCCAUCGUCAAGACGACCAGUGUUGCCUCGACGUUGAUGAAUGAUGUCAUGCAAACAUCGACGAUGGACCGUGAGCACUUAUCUCUGGUGAGGAGGCCGUUCAGCCUCCAUUCCUUGAUCAAGGAAGCGGUCAGCGUCGUGAGGUGUCUGUGUGGCUCCAAGGGGGUUGAUUUCGAGUUUCAAGUGGAGAAUUCCUUGCCCGAAAGGGUCGUUGGCGACGAGAAGAGGGUUUUCCAUAUUGUCUUGCACAUGGUGGGCACUCUGAUAAACCAGUGCCGUGCGGGCUGCCUCUCUCUGUAUGUGAAUAGUUACAACGAGAUGGAUGACAGGCAUAAUAAUCAGGACUGGAUGCUGCUGCGGAGAGCAAACUUCUCUGCCGGAUAUGUGUGUGUCAAGUUUGAGAUUCGGAUGAAAAAAUUCUCUUUGGGUUCUUCUUCAUCUCCUCCCAGCCAAAUAAGUCAAGAGCCAUACGCUAGCAGUUCGGAGAUGGGCCUUAGCUUCAACAUGUGCAAGAAGAUUGUGCAGAUGAUGAAUGGUAAUAUCUGGUCCGUAUCAGACCCACAAGGGCUGAGAGAGACCGUCAUGCUGGCUCUCCAGUUCCAGGUGCAACAUGUGACCCCUGUCUCUGGAGCAUCCUCGGACCUAUACCGAUUAUCACCGAUCCCCAACUUCAACGGGCUUCAUGUCCUCCUCGUGGACGGCGAUGACAUCAACCGAGCCGUCACCCACAAGCUCCUGGAGAAGCUCGGGUGCCGAGUCUUUUCGGUCAGCUCCGGCAUCCAGUGCAUGGCGUCCUUUGCGGGCGGCGAGUCGUCCUUCCAGCUGGUGCUUGUCGACCUGACCAUGCACACGAUGGACGGGUUCGAGGUGGCCCUGGCGAUCCGCAAGUUGAGGAGCAACAGCUGGCCGCCGCUGAUCGUGGCCCUGGCAGCGAGCUCGGACGACAAUGUCCGGGACCGGUGCCAGCGGUCGGGAAUAAACGGGCUGCUCCAGAAGCCCGUCACAUUGGCGGCCCUGGGAGAUGAAGUGUAUAGAGUCCUUCAGCACAACUGAUGGUUGUGGUCUCUGUGGAUCUUGAUAGAUUACUGUAGCUACUGCUACUGCUACUGCUAGUAGUUUUGAUUAUGCCAGGUUAGGUCCCCAUACAACUCACAUGAAACAUUUGUGCACAAACAAAAAGGAAGGAAUUGUACAUUUCGCUUGGUUCCUUUGGGGAAGAAAAGGUGGGGAAUUUUGGACUAGGUUUUUUUAGGCUUAUUCAUUUGUAAAACCUCUUAUCUUGGAUCAUUAAUGAUUUAUGAUGAGGUAACUCAUUUGAGGCA
Messenger RNA from Hordeum vulgare subsp. vulgare (domesticated barley), 3206 nucleotides. Its product is annotated as ethylene receptor 2-like. Gene Ontology annotation, cellular component: endoplasmic reticulum; endoplasmic reticulum membrane. The coding region runs from base 604 to 2937 and encodes 777 amino acids. The record is from RefSeq and is a predicted model, not a curated record. Lineage: Eukaryota; Viridiplantae; Streptophyta; Magnoliopsida; Poales; Poaceae. The transcript has 3 exons. Gene Ontology annotation, biological process: phosphorelay signal transduction system; response to ethylene. Gene Ontology annotation, molecular function: phosphorelay sensor kinase activity; ethylene binding; protein binding.